CAGAUUUAAUCAGCUAUUAAAAGCAUCUACCGCAAUGUUGUGAGGAACUUAAUUUAAUAAGUUAUCAAAUAUUGUCACAAACUAAUCUCAAUACUUUACUUAGUUUAUCAAGUGUAAUAAAUCACUUCUUAGGCAUUAACCUUUUCUGCUGCUGUUAAGUGUUUAGGGUGCCCAUAAUUAUUUUUAACAGCUUUUGUGCCAAGUUACAAAGGCAAAACAAAUCAAAACAAUGCAAGACCUAGAAGCACAUAAAGCGCGUAUAACGCAGCUUGAGGAAUUUAUUAAUGAUGUGCUCAAAGAAGACCUAAAUCGCCUUGAAAAGUGCCUGAAUGAUUUCAACGGAGAGGUCAUGGAGUAUGUCCAGUUGAAGAACACGCUGCAAACAUUUGGCGAGCACAUGCCGGACGGCUACAAGACCCAGGUUAACAUUGGCAGCAACGUUUUCAUGCAGGCGCGGGUAAAAAAAAUGGACAAAAUACUGGUCAAUGUAGGUAAGGAGCUUUUCCUGGAAAUGAGCAUGCAGGAAGCGAUCAACUUCAGUGAUGUCCGCAUCAAAAUCUUGACCAAACAGGCGGACGUAGUGCGCGAGGAAAGCGUGAAGAAGCGUUCACAAAUCAAAAUGGCGCUGAUAGCCAUCAGUGAGCGGGAAAAGCUGCUGCAGCAGCAGGAUGAAAGAUAGUUGGAGAUAUUUAACAAAGGGGCUUUGGGCGGCUAGUGUUAGAAACGCUGUUUUUGUAUUUAUAUUUACAUUGAUAUCGAUAUAAAUGUGAAUCUAUUGACAGUCAAAAACUCAAGCGCAACUAUUUAAAAAUUAUUUGUAAAUGAUGUACAGAUUUCAAUUAAUCUUACUUAUCAAAAUGUUAAUUUAUUUAAAAAAUUACAACUGUCAAUUUACAUCUGUUGGCCAAAUGUGUGUUUAAAAAAACGCGUAUUAAACAGAAUUGUAAAAAGUAUGAAUAUUACAGUACAUGUAAUAAACUAAAACUCGAAGAGAGAUGAAUUAAUAUGAUUCUCACAACAUGCUA
This is a messenger RNA of Drosophila mojavensis, 1025 nucleotides long. RefSeq names its product protein UXT (gene Uxt). The transcript has a single exon. Bases 230 to 679 code for a protein of 149 amino acids. Gene Ontology annotation, biological process: protein folding; regulation of DNA-templated transcription. Gene Ontology annotation, cellular component: prefoldin complex; cytoplasm. NCBI's taxonomy places the organism in Eukaryota, Metazoa, Arthropoda, Insecta, Diptera, Drosophilidae. The record is from RefSeq and is a predicted model, not a curated record.